AUGAAACCCAAUGUAGUUUCCUCGAAACUCCAAAUGGUCUUCAACGAUGAGAGGGUAGAGUGCCACUUUGAGCUUAAAAUUUGGGUUUAUGUUUCUCAGGAUUUUGAUGUGAAAAGGGUGAUAGAAGCAAUAAUCAAAUCCCUAACUGGGAAAAUCUGUGAAGCCUCAAGCCUAGAUUAUUUGCAGAAAAAGCUUCGAGAGAUGCUAAAUGGGAAAAGGUAUUUGCUUGUAUUAGAUGAUGUGUGGGAUGAAGAUCAAGACAACUGGGAUGGGCUAAAGUAUUUACUAGCAUGUGGAUCAAAAGGCGCUUCCAUUAUCGUUACUACUCGUGUUGCAAAGGUAGCAUCAAUCAUGGGAACUGUUCCAGCACAUCACUUGUCAUUUUUAUCUGAUGAAGAUUGUUGGUUGUUGUUCAAGCAACGAGCAUUUGGACACAGGAAUGAAGAGCAUCCAAACCUUGUGGCCAUUGGGAAGGAGAUAGUGAAGAAGUGUGGGGGUGUGCCUUUAGCUGCGAAGGCCCUUGGAGGGCUAAUGCGCUUCAAAAGUGAGGAAACAGAUUGGCAUUUUGUUAAAGAAAGUGAAAUUUGGAACUUACCCCAAGACAAAAAUUCCAUCUUGCCCCUCUUAAGAUUAAGUUACUAUAGCCUUCCAUUGGAAUUGAGACGGUGUUUUGCUUACUGUGCCAUUUUUCUAAAAGGUUCUGAAAUUGAAAAGGAAAAACUCAUUCAUCUUUGGAUGGCUAAUGGCUUUAUUUCAUCCAACGGAAAAUCGGAGUUAGAAGAUAUUGGUAAUGGUAUGUGGAAUGAGUUAUAUUGGAGAUCUUUUUUCCAAGACGUGGACAAAUAUCCAUCUGGCAACAUUAUUUUCAAAAUUCAUGAUCUUAUGCACGAUCUUGCCCAAUCCGUUAUGGAAGAUGAAUGUCAUAUGAUGGAGGCUAAAAGCUCAACGAAUAUAUCAGCGCAAAGAAUUCAUCAUGUUACACUGGUUGCUGACUAUAAGCACGCAGUUGUCUUUCCUAAAGCAUUAUAUAGAGUUGAAUCCUUACAUACAAUUCUUCUACAAUAUAGACAGCCAAACACUUACUCUGGUAGUUCUUUUUCUUUUUCUUGUGACUUCACAAAUUUUGGUUCGUUACGAGUGUUCGAUGCAUUGGGCACCAACAUGGGGCAGCUGUCAUCUUCAAUUGGUAAGUUAAAACAUCUGACGUACUUGAACCUUUCUAAAACUCUCAUUCGUACACUACCAAAGUCAAUUUGUAGCCUUCACAAUUUGCAGACUUUAAACCUGAAUGGGUGUUAUAAUCUUCAGAGGCUGCCCAAGAACAUGAAAUCCCUAAGAAACCUCCGACAUCUUUAUUUUAAAGGUUGUAGAAAAAUACAGGACAUGCCUCCAAAGCUUGGGCAUUUAACUCUCCUGAGGACAUUAAGUUUAUUUAUCGUGGGUAAGAGUAGAGGUCAUCGGGUAGUUGAAUUGCAAUGCUUAGAUCUUGGGGGAGAACUGUGUAUCCGUCACCUUGAGAGAGUGAGAAACUCAACGGAUGCCAAAGAAGCCAAUUUGGUCGGAAAACAGAACCUCCGAAUCUUGAAGUUAUCAUGGGGAUAUAACAGUGAAUCAGAAUCGCAAGCAAAUGUUGAACAACUACUUGAAUCCCUGGAACCUCACCCAAAUGUUGAAGAGUUGUUCAUAGACGAUUACAGAGGUGCCCACUUCCCACUUUGGAUGAGGGAUUCAAUUCUUAAAAACAUAGUUUCUAUUGAGCUACGUAGCUGCAGAAACUGUUUACUACUUCCAGCGUUUGGACAGUUGCCUUCCCUGCAACAGCUUUAUAUUUCCAAAAUGGAUUAUCUGGAGUACAUUGACAAUUACUUCCCUGGCGAAAGCCCAGUUAGAGGAUUUCCGGCUUUGGAAGUACUCCGUAUUUCUAAGUUGCCGAAUUUGGUAGGGUUGUCAAGGGAGGAAGGAAGAGAGCUACUCCCUUGUCUUCACCAGAUAGACAUCCGCAAUUGCCCAAAAUUGACCUUGCCGUGUCUUUCAUCACCAACACUCUUGAAUGUCUCGAGCUCCAGCAACGUGGUACCAAGUUCAAUCUCAAAUCUUAAGAAUCUCACUACCCUUUCCGUUCAUGUCCGGGACAUGGUUUCUUUUCCAGAAGAGAUGUUGCAAAACCUAACUGUUCUUGAAUCAUUGAGUAUCUGGGGUUGUCAUGAGAUUGAGUCUUUGCCAGAUCAUGGGUUACGAAGCCUAAAGUCUCUCAAACGUCUGACGAUUGACCACUGCUAUAAAUUGAGUUAUUUAUCUGAGAGUUUGGGACACCUCACUGCCUUGGAGGAAUUGAAUGUUAGUGGGUGUCCCAAGCUAGUGACUUUGCCAGACAGCAUUAAACAUCUUGUUUCUCUUCGACACCUACAUAUUUGUGGUCAUCCCAGAUCCAUGUAUUCAAAUGAUCUUGUUAUUUGUGCAGAGUUGAAGACUUUGCCCGAAGCAUUGAAACAUGUCCCUGCACUUCAAUCUCUAUCUAUUUCUGGGUAUCCAGAGCUCACAUCACUGCCUAAAUGGUUGGGAAACCUUACGUCACUUCAAUCGUUGUCCAUUAGUGGCAGUCCCAAGAUUCCAUCACUUCCACAUGGCUUUCAAAGGCUAACCAACCUCCAAACUUUGACCAUUUAUAGAUCCUGCCCUGAAUUGGUAAGGCGAUGUCAAAAGGAAAAGGGGGAGGAUUGGUAUAAGAUAGCACAUAUUCCAAAAAUCAAUCUGGAUGAAAUUAACGACAUUGAGCGCAUUGAGUACUCCAUGAUUCAGAGAUUGUAUCACUACAAGAAAAGGAGGCAGAAAAGACGGAAGCUUUCGCGACGGCCUGUUUCCCGUCGCAAAAGAUGA
This is a messenger RNA of Camellia sinensis, 2877 nucleotides long. Lineage: Eukaryota; Viridiplantae; Streptophyta; Magnoliopsida; Ericales; Theaceae. The record is from RefSeq and is a predicted model, not a curated record.